GUUGCGGACGCUCUGACAACAUUGCCUCACUGUUUGUGUGUGUUAGUGUGUUAUGUGUGUGUGCAGCUCAGGAUUAUAUCCGGCAUAGCCUGACCAACAAACCGUGUCAUCUCCGCUGCGUGCCUGAAGCACGCGCUAAAAAUAAAUAAAGCCCAGGCUCCAACAAUGAACGCACUGACCGCCGCCACCUGCCUCCUCGUCGCCGGCUUCAGCUACCUCUACGGCAGCGAUGUGUUAUGGUUUGUCCGUGUGUCUCUUGCAGACCUCUCCAUGCCCGAGCCGGGAGCUUCUCCGCGGCGGAGCCCGCAGGGAGUCCCCUACAGCGACCUGCAGCACAUCGUCAACGCCGACGGACUGCACCUGUUCUGCCGCUACUGGGAGCCCGCCGGUCCGCCAAGGGCUCUGGUGUUAAUUGUCCACGGGGCCGGGGAGCAUUCUGGGCCGUACGAUGAGAUUGCACAGAGACUGAAGGAACUGUCCCUGCUGGUAUUUGCACACGACCACGUUGGCCAUGGUCAGAGUGAAGGAGAAAGGAUGAACAUCAAAGACUUCCAGGUUUAUAUCAGAGACUCCCUGCAGCACAUUGACCUGAUGAAGUCCCGCCACCCAGACCUGCCCAUCUUCAUCGUGGGUCACUCCAUGGGUGGUGCUAUCUCUAUCCUGACCGCCUGUGAGAGGCCCAGUGACUUUGCCGGAGUGGCUCUUAUAGCUCCAAUGGUCCAGAUGAACCCAGACUCGGCCACACCGUUCAAGGUUUUCCUGGCGAAGGUCCUGAACCACAUGCUGCCCAGACUCACUCUGGGCUCCAUCGAUUCCAAAUGGGUCUCACGGGACAAGAAGCAGGUGGAGGCAUACGACGCUGAUGAGCUGAACUUCCACGGCGGCAUGCGGGUGUCGUUCGGCAUGCAGCUGAUGGGGGCGGCGGCGCGCAUCGAGAAGGAGAUCCCGUCCAUCAGCUGGCCCUUCCUGCUCCUGCACGGUGACGCUGACAAGCUCUGCGACAUCAGAGGCUCCAAGAUGAUGUAUGAGAACGCGCCAAGCUCAGACAAGAAAAUCAAGAUCUAUGAUGGAGGCUACCACGCCCUUCACCACGACCUCCCAGAGGUGGCCGAGUCCGUGCUGAAGGAGGUGACUGGCUGGAUCACAGAGCACCUCUCCGCCACGACGUCGCCACAACCGCAAGACUCCUAGAAUCCUGACAGCUGGGUCAGCACUCCGAGGCAACUGCCAACCGCAUCUCAAGAGGCCUGCUCACUUUCCAGCAGUCUGUCAGGCAUAACAAUACUACUACACUCUCUGGUCUGGGAAUACGUUUAGUUAUAUAGAUAUUAUUUUUUCAGUCUAAAAACUUUACUGAUUUUAUCCUCUGGGCAAAUUCCACUGAUUUAAAUUGGAUGAUGGGGUCAGAAACCACUUUUUAUUGUAGAUACUCAGCAGUGGUCAGUCUCCCUGCCACAUGUGAAUCAUAUAUUUCAGGCAGUGGGCUUUUUUGGUUACGGUUUCAUUAUCUCCUCACUGAGGAACAGCUCAAGUGUAAGCUACAGUAUGCUGGGGUUCCAAGUGCAAUAAUAAUGAAGAUUCCUCCUCAUAGCCAGGUCCUCACACUGCUUCACUGUCCUCACAGUGUCUGUAGAUGCUUCUUCUCUGCCUCCUUCUCGAUUGCACUGUUUUACAAAUGACAUGAAAUUUGACACUCGUAGAGACACUGGGAAACUUAUACUAUGAGCACACAUGACACACUCAGAUCCUCUCUUCUCCUGACUUCCUCUGCAUGUCCCUCUUCUCUGGCCCAAAGAAAACACGAGGCAUUACACAUGACGAUUGGUGUAAUCUAUCGAACUCCUGAGGCCUUAAGUCUAGUUUAAAAUUUCGUCCUGUUAGUUCGACUGCUUUAGCAGAUUGUUUUACAAAUUAACUGUGCAAUGGAUCCUGGCAAGUCUUAUAUAAUUUUUACCUCCUAAACAGUGACAUUUAUUUUCUUAUUUUAGCCAGAUGAUUACCUCCCCACCACCUCCAUUUAUUGACUGAGUUAUUAGUGGACUCAGUGACUUUCCAUAUCAAAUACUACUGUCAGUGAGCCGAGUUAUGGGUGUAGGGACAUGAAGAGGAUGCAGAUUAACCAGGUGAUGCUGCUCUGUCUCUCUCUCUGCAGGUGGGAAUUAGAGGGCAAAGGUCAAAAGGUCCCUUCCUUAUGUGACCUUCACUGUUCGUGUUUAGGUCCAUUAAAACUGCAGACUAGGCCCCAGCUGGAGAACGUAAGGAGCACAUCGCUGUUACUGUGGACAAAAGAGUAGAUUUCCUCUCUCCACACACCAUCUGCCAUUUGCUGGACACUUUUAUCCAAACCACCUUUACAUAAUGCGGCUGUGUGCAUUUCUUGCAUGGGUGGCCACAGAGGGAAUCCAGCCCCUCAGAACAAUGGUGGAGUCAUAAUUUGUUUGGAAAAACAGGAUGUUUUUUGUAAUAGCUUUCAGACAAGGAGGGACAGGAAGUGAUAUUACUGCGGAAUAAACUUCUGACUUCAAAACUAUAUUGAAGAUUGUGCCUUAGCAGCACAGAAAUAUAGUGUACAGUCCAUACAUGUGAGUUUUCAAAUUAAAAUUCAUCCAGUUUUUAAAAAAUAACUACAAAUCAAAGAACCCAAAUAAUUAAAAAGAUAAACUUUAUCUUUUAGCUUGUAACAUGAAUUUAGUGGACUUGGUUUUUUAAUCCUCUAAAUCCCACCUGCAGUCUGAGUGGCUAAAGCAGUGGUCAAACUAACAUUUUUCCCAAAAGUAUAAACCUGUCACUUCUCAAAGUGUUGCAGUACUCAAAGUCAGCCCUGGCUCCAUAUAGGUCAUUAAAGAAACCAUAGCAAUAAUGUCACAGUAGCCUAUAUUUUUGCUAGCUGAUAAUUAUAAGCUAGACAGAUGCACACUGAGCUCACCAUUUUAUAUUGUCAGGUAGGCUGUAAUUAGCAGGUAUUGCUACAUGCUAAGCUUUUCCCACGUAUUCAGUAAGCAUGAAAAAGUUUCAGCAGCAUGAGUGGAGAGUUUUAAAUUGUUCAUCCGCCCCCAAAAUCAAACAUGGGAAGGGAUCAAAAAUUAUGUGGCAAGUCAGACAUACAGUGUGUUAGUUGACAUCUAGUGUGCACUCUCUGGAAACGGAGUCGACUGUGUCACUCCGGCUUUUUAGGAGGGUUUUCUCUCUGUCAUUCAGAGUUUAAAGGGACUCAUGCAGAGAGUGUAGGGGAAGCACGGUAUGGUAUCCACGGUGACCGUUACUCACGUGUAACUACAGCAGCAGGCUGGCGGCAAGGUAGACAUUUUUUAUUCAGUUUUACAUCUGUUGUAACCACGGUGAUCACCACAUGACUGAUAGAAUGAGAUGAAUUUCUGGCUCUAUGCCCGCUCUGUCUUUUUCUCUCCAACUUUCUAUUUCCUCACUCUGUCUCUCCCUGCCUCACCCCGUGUCACCCUGUCUCACCACCUUUUUUUUUUUUUUAGUUGCUGUGGUGACCAGCGCUCUUUGUUCUGUCCAUCACAGAGCCCCUUGUUCCACUGCUAAUUCAAACAUCCUGUAAUGUCAGCCACCCACACUGUCCCUAGUGGUCAAUUAGCAGAACAGCAACAGGUUACAUGUGUUACUGUUUCAGCUGGCUUUUUUGUUCUGGCCAGAGAGCUGCCACUCAUUUAAAAGGGGACGCAUUACUUAACCUGCCUCUGACUCUGCUCGGCUUGAUGCUGUUUCAAACCCACUAAAUGGCUUCAGGGAUACAAAAACCUGACAUUUCUUAGUCUACAUGUGAGAGUGUGACCUAAAAUUGCUCCUCACUCACAUGCCCUGCAGACAUUUCUUAUCUUUGAUCUGGUUUGACGUUUUUAUCUUUAUUGUCUCUGAUGUUUGCAAACUGUUCUCUGAUCUUGGGACUGAAACCACUGAGUUUCAUUAGGAAAAGUAAGGCAAGAUAAGUUUAUAUCAUACACUUUCUACACAUAUCAAAGUGCUUUACAGACUGGCUGAAAUGCAUCAAAUAGGGAAUCAUAAGAUGCUAAAAUAACAGGAUUGAAAGAAAAGAGGGAGUUCAGCAUGCAAUUACAUCGCCCUAUCCUUUUUCUCAGGCAUCAGAAGGCAUUUUGCCAAACCGAAUGUCAGGUUUCAUCGCCAUGGGUGCCAACAUGGAUUGAGGUGUAAUGUAUUCAUCGGUCCCAGUGGGAGUCAGACCCUUAACAUCAUCCUCAUAUCAUGAGCACUUCAAACACAAUCUACUCCUGAUUGGGCUGCAGCAGGCACAUCACACACAAAGGCUGCACAGUCCCAGUUGUACUCAAUCUAUAAUAGCACCCCUGCUGCACAAUGGAUUCAGACUCGCAGGAUCCCAUGUAACAGUAAAUUUAAAAAGCUCUACCUGUCAGACUACAUGAGUGCAUGUUACUGCUGUCGUUAGCUAUGGGGGCGGAGAGAGAUGGAGAUGGAGUGAGAGGAGAAGAGAGAGGAAAAAGAGAGAAGCUGUCAGUAACCAUGGCAGCAGGUUUUUUUUUCUUUGUUUUUCCCCCCCAGUGAAAUCACCCAGUGAUUUCACUGGGGGGGAAAAACCAAUUUGUAUUUGUUAAUGAUGCAGGAUGUAAAGCAGACGUCGCUGCGCUUUCAGAGCUGGUUGUCCAUUUUGUUGCUCUGAGGAUUCCCUUUUGUGUGAGCAUCGAGAUAAGAGCGCAAACAAUUAGCGCCAUCAGCUCGCAGUAAAUAAUAAGAGCUGCACACACUUACUGAAUUCAAAUCAGGCUGCUCUGCUGUUUGUACUGAAAACACACUUUUUCCAUUUUUGCAAAGAACGCUUUUUUGGGGGGAUGUCAAGGCCAAAAUCUGUAUUUUUUUUCAAGGGAGUUUGUGUGUUUUUGCCCCCAUCUAUCCCUUGUCUCGAUUAAAAAGUAAUGGACAGACCCCUAUGAGUGAAACUAACACCCUUUUCACCCAAUUUCACUCCUAAAAUAACAGGAUUACAUGCCUUAAAGGUGUGUAACCCCUGACACAAUCUUCACACCCCACCUCUCCAUGCCAAUAUCCUUUUCUAUUGGCAUGUACACUUACACAGGCAUAAAUUGUAUGCAGGUUUGCCAUACUGAGAGAAAGCCAUGUACAGAUGCAUUGCUCUGUUAAUAUGUAAUAAUCCACUCGACUGUUAAUAUCUUUUUUUAUCUAGGACAGAAGUUCUGUGUUAAGUAAGGAGGAGAUAUAAACUAAGGCAUGAAACCGCUGAAUCAAAUCGGCCUGCAGCUUUCCUGACAAAGCGAAAUUCAGUUGGCCAGCUGGUUUGUGAAUGGAGCUGUUGUUUUUUUGUUGUUUUUUUAAUCUCGACUUUAUGACUGUUUCUGAGAAAAAGCUGUUAUAUAUGAUGGAGGACUAAAGGGCACAGGCCAGUCUUUCUGUAAUUUUAUGAGAUUAAAGUGCACUGGAGUUUGUAUGAAUGGAGUCAGUGCUCAAGUAAACAGCAAGAAUUGAAGAGGUCUUCUCCAAAAUGCUGUAAAUGCAUGAAAAAAAGUUAGACCUUAAAGGGACAGUUCGGUUGUUUUUUUUAAGCAGGGUUGUAUGGGGUACUU
Molecule: messenger RNA, 5576 nt
Organism: Epinephelus lanceolatus (giant grouper)
Lineage: Eukaryota; Metazoa; Chordata; Actinopteri; Perciformes; Serranidae
Gene: mgll
Product: monoglyceride lipase
Source: RefSeq, a predicted model, not a curated record